Messenger RNA from Hemibagrus wyckioides, 3294 nucleotides. It is a transcript of the gene prox3, whose product is annotated as prospero homeobox 3. Gene Ontology annotation, cellular component: nucleus. NCBI's taxonomy places the organism in Eukaryota, Metazoa, Chordata, Actinopteri, Siluriformes, Bagridae. The transcript has 5 exons. Gene Ontology annotation, biological process: regulation of transcription by RNA polymerase II. Gene Ontology annotation, molecular function: RNA polymerase II cis-regulatory region sequence-specific DNA binding; DNA-binding transcription factor activity, RNA polymerase II-specific. The coding region runs from base 246 to 2219 and encodes 657 amino acids. The record is from RefSeq and is a predicted model, not a curated record.
CCUCACGCCCACUGGACAGUAAGAGCGCGGUCGGGAAACGGAAGGAAUCGCAGUAGCAGGAAACUCGGUGGCACUUUCGGCGCUGCUGCUCUGCAUGACCACAGGGUGACGGUCGCCUCUUCAGGAAUACACACACACACACACACACACACACCACCACCACCAGGAAAUCAUAGUUCAAAGUGACCGCCCGGGCACGCCUUCACCUCCACUGUUGUAAUUCCAGGCUGAGGAGACGAGGGGUGAUGGAUUGCCCUUCAGAUCUUUUCCAGCAGCAGCCAUCCCAGGUGUGCCACUUUGAUCUGUACCACAGUCCACCAGAGUCCACCUCUACUGGCCCCAUCAUUUCUCCUCUUUUGCACCCCAACAGUGCCUCCCAGAGGUGGGGCGGAUAUAGGCAGGGACAGUGCUUAUUCUCUGAACUGCCAUCACAGGAGGAGGAACAGGAGGUGGAAGCGGACAGGUUUGGAAGAAAAUCAGCUACAGGAGGAACCCCGAUUCCGCAGUACCGACUUGGCGAUAGGAGAAGAAGUUCUGGUGACUGGAGUCAGGACCUUCUGAGAGUGAAGCAACUUAGAGUGGACAGUACUGUAAAAAGAGAAGGAGAGACGGAAAGAGAUGGGCAUAGGGGUAGGAGGAGUGUAGCUCAACUGGUAAGUGCAGAGAAGAGCGCCGAGGAAAGAGGGCGGAGGAAGGAGAGCAGGGAGGGGAGACAGCGGCAACGGCGUGAGCUGAAACUCCAGUUAGAGGAAACCAGAGGGAAGCUUCUAGAGCUUCAGCGCAAAGUGUGGCAAGUAUAUGGAGAGCAUCAUGUUGAAGAAGAGAAAGGAGGAGAAGGAGAUGAUGGAGUGAUGGACGAGACAGCCGAGAUGUUCUCUGAAGGAGAAGCAGAUGAUCAUCUCGGCAGUGGGCUGUAUCCUCCUAAUGAAAAAAAGCAUGAAAGUACAGGGAAUGAGAAUUCUGAGGUGUUUCCUGAAACCCCUGUGGAUCUGGAUCUUGACAUGGAACUUGAUGGAGGUGGAGUGUGGCUAGGCUGCAGUCUGGUGCAAGGGGAGUGGGAGAAUGUAGGUGGCAGCGAGAAAUUUGCUCAGGCUCUAAAGCAGGAGCUGUCCAGCGCAGUAGCUCGAGUAAUUGACAGGGUUCUCCAUCUCUAUGCUGAAACUAACCAAACACCGCCAUCCACUACAGUGCUAUCCCAGGAGAUUGCCACUAGUAGGGCAAUAGACCCAAACCCAGACAAAAAGCAAAGGCCUGGGGUGGCUGCCAAUAUGACAGAACAAGCUGAAGCACUGCCACUGGUUGCAAAGAGACCUCAAGAGAAAAGACACCCCCUAAUUCAAGGUAGACAAAAGAACCUCCUGAUGCCUCAGGCUAAUGCCAGCUUACCCCUUUUACCCCAGCCUCAUCUUUCUGCCCUCUUACCACCAAGGAGCAAAGACUCCUUCUUGCCAUCCUGCCCUCCAAAUCCUCCUCCGCUGCCCCUGCCUCUUCUCCACUACACCAUGCAGCACCUCUUUACUCGUUCUCUUUCUAGUAUGCCGCUCCACAAAGACGGCCUCUCCAAUGAACCCUUCAUGGACUUUCGCUCACACAACCCCUCAUUCCCUCCCCUGCCUCUGCUUGGCCAGUUAAACCCACCUCUUUCUGAUAGAGGGAGAGAUGAGGGGAUGAGAGUAGGAAUUGAUGGAGGAGAUUCAGCUCUCUAUCUUGGCCCUGGGGCAUCUCAGGAGGGUCUCUCACCAUGCCAUCUGAAGAAAGCCAAGCUAAUGUUCUUCUACACACGCUACCCCAGCUCCAACACACUCAAGACGUACUUCCCUGAUGUCAAGUUUAACCGCUGCGUCACCUCUCAGCUCAUUAAGUGGUUUAGUAACUUCCGGGAGUUCUUCUACAUUCAGAUGGAGCGCUUUGCGCGUCAGGCAGCUCGUGAGGGUCCUGUCACAGCCAGAGAGAGGGGACUGCGUCUGAGCCGAAACUCUGAGCUCUUUCGCAUUCUGAACAUGCACUACAACAAGAGCAAUGACUACCAGGUCCCGGACAGGUUUGUGGAGGUGUCUGAAGUGGCACUACGGGAGUUCUUCACCGCUAUCCAGAGUGGACGCGAUGCUGACCCCUGCUGGAAAAAGUCCAUCUACAAAAUCAUCUGCAAACUCGACAGCCCUGUGCCUGACAGCUUCCGCUUGCCAGGCUGCCCCAUGGAUUCACACCGAAUGGUCUAAAGAUGUUCAUGAGCAUUCUCUCUCUCUCUCUUUCUCUCUCUCUCUCUCUCUCUCUCUCUCUCUCUCUCUCUCUCUCUCUAUAUAUAUAUAUAUCCUACACACACACACACACACACACAUCCUAUUUUAAGGAUUAAUGUGGAUGAAUACACAAACACAUUGACCAAAUGGAUUGGAGUGCGCAUAAACAUAGUUCAGUUCAGAUUAUCUGACAAAAGCAUAUGUACAUUCAAACACAUUACAUGCCAAAAGUUUGAAAGCAAACCUUUCCAGAAUUAAUCAUGAUUCCACCCCCCACCCUGCAAAAAAAAUUUCCGAGCAUAAUGUGUUUUUAAGGCAAAAAAAUAUAUUCAGUAAUGCAGUAAAGCAUUUUCCAUUUAAAAUGGAGUUUUACUGCAAUCAUAUAUAUGUGAGCUCACAUUCAGAUGCUCCUGAAAAUCUGAUUUCAGGUAUGUUAAAUUAGGACUAAAUAGUUCAAUUAGUGAGUGUUAAAAUUCAAAGGCCAUGAAUACCAGGCUUUUUAAAUAUAGCAUGUUAAAACAUGAGCUCAUCAAUGCAAAGACAAUGUGUCAUUAUACAUGUUGUGCUGUGCUUGCUUCCGCACUUUUGGCCUGUAGUGUAUACAUAUACCUGCUGAAAUAUCACAUAUACCAUUUGUAUAAACUGAAAGUGAAUUCAUGGUGAUUUUUUUGCCUUCCGGAUUUAAGAGACAGAAAUACAUAUGGCACAAAUGGUGAAGUCGGUGGCCUUUUCGAAUGUAUAAACUCUAAACAGGUCAUUGACAGGCAUUUUGGAAUUUUGGCUAUACUGUUCCAGAGUUAUAAGCAUUAUUUGAAGAUAUUUAAAAGGCUUUUUCUAUUUAACAUGCUAAAACCUUAUUUACAUGUAUUUAUCAAGAAAACGACAAGAAAACAACCGUGGCCCUUGGUGUGGUUCAGUGUAAUUUUAUAUUCAAUUUGCUUAUUUGUCAUAAUGUUUGAAAUGAUGUGGCUAUUUCAUAAGACAUUGAGUGUACAAAAGUGAAUUUUGAUGUGAUAGUACUACUUGUAAUUAAACGUGAAACUUCAAGCACUUA